AUGUCCACCGCAGACAAUGUUGCGGACAACGAAGAUGCCACGCUAGCACAACUUCGAGAUGCAGACACGGAUCUCGACCUGUUCAGAUUGGCCGGGGACAUAGAUGACUUGCUCUUAGACGCCAGUCUCGAUGAGUAUCAACAAUAUCUCGAUCAGCUGGACGCAGCACGGAGUCAUCUCGACACCCUUCUCGCCGACACGGCCGCGACACUCGACGAGCUGUCCGAGAUUUCGGCAUCUUUCAAGGCAAUUGACACGCAGACCAAGGCCUUCCAGAAGCAAUCAGCGAAUAUUCUCGAGGAACAGCGCAGGAAUGACACGAUUGCACAAGAGAUUGCAGACAACCUGCGUUACUAUGAGCCCCUGGAGAAGAUCACACGGCGCCUUAAUGCUCCUGGCGCGGGUGCUUUCGUCAGAAGCAAGGACUUUUCAGACAUGUUGAUCACGCUUGAUGAGUGCAUCGAUUACAUGCAGACUCAUCCCGGCCACAAGGAAGCCGAAACGUAUAGGUCCCGGUACAGACUCCUUCUUACUAGAGCACUCACGCUGGUGCGGAACACGUUCAUGGCUGGAGUCCGCGAAAUUAGCACAGAAGUUGCAGGAAGAAUUGCGGCGAAACAGCUCAACGACACCACCAUGUCUGCAUUGCUGUAUACUAAGUUCCGUGUCGGUUCGGCAGAAAUGAAAGAGUUGGGGCUGCAAAUUCAAAAGCGAGCUGUUCCGCCGGCAGAUGCAGAACCUGGUACAGAAGGAGAAUAUCAGAGUCUGAUGAACGAACUACAUUCGAGCUUUGCCACCUGCCGAGCACGGCUGAUGAUACCUCUCGUGCGAAAACGACUUACGGAAAUCGGGCAAGCACCGAGCUCAAGAGACCUGGUACAGUUCGCUCGGGCAAGCAUAAGCUACAUUCGUGGGGUAUGUCUUGACGAGUUCGAGCUGUGGUCCGAGUGGUUCCACGGUUAUCGGGGACUAUACGACUUUCUCGAGUCCCUUUGUGAGCCAUUGCAUGACCACCUCCGACCACGAAUCAUUCAUGAAAACAAACUUUCGAAGCUAUGCUCGCUCGUGACGCUUCUGCAGACGCGUUACUUGCAUGACGAGGAAGAGGAUGGCCCCGCAGACCCCAAUGAACUCGACUUUUCGAUUCUCAUUCAACCGGCGCUCGAGGAUGCACAGACCCGCCUUGUGUUCCGGGCUCAGGCACUUCUCCGCGACGAAAUUGAACUCUUCAAACCCCAACCUGAAGACCUGGACUAUCCUCGUCGUCGGUCCCCUCCUCCAAUACCCACGACUCCUUUAUCAGGCAGCCGAAAAUCCCGCGAACCUAGAACGCCCUUGCUCAAAUCGCCAGAAAUCGUUGACGAGGACUCGGGCGAGGAAGGGGCCUUCUCCUGGGCGCUUGCAUUUCGUCGCGACGAACUGCGAAAUUGCUAUCCGACUCUGUCGAAAGCGGUCCGUCUGCUGCACCGAAUCUACAAAUUGGUCAACUCAUCGGUCUUUGACGACCUGGCUCACCAGAUAGUCCACCAGACCACUGUCUCACUACACUCGGCAUCUGUCCAGAUCCGCUCCAAGUCCAGUCCCGCCGAUGGUCACCUCUUUCUCCUCCGCCAUUUGCUACUUCUCAAGUCGCAAAUUGUCGCCUUCGACAUUGAAUAUGUCACGCCAGAUGUGAGUUUCGACUUUUCUGGUGUGGCGAGCACCUUUUACGAACUGCGUGAGCGGGGCGGGCUGUUCAACCCGCGAAGCUGGCUGCGCCUUUUCGGUAGUGGUGCGUUGCUUCCGCGCGUCGUCGAGAACAUGCUUGACGCCAAGGUGGAAUUGGACGGGAUGUUGAGGACGGUGAUCAACGACUUUACUGCGGGAUUUGCCAGCGACAUGACGGUGGAUUUGCCACGAGACCUCAACAAAGUCAGCACCAAGAACAAUACGCUCGAGAACGCAGUCUCGUCAACCAGGAAGCGCGUGGAGAAGGAAAUCCCCGUCCUCAGAGCCAAGUUAGAGCAGUACCUCGAUGACAUGCGGACGCGAGAGACGCUCGUGGCCGCGGUGGAAGAUCAAGUCGUGCAAACUUAUGAAACAUUCUUUGACGGCUAUGUCAGUCGUCUCGGCAGUCUUGGGAAGAUGAAUGGUGCUGGCCCGAUCUCGAGAAAUGGCAAGGGGCCAGAAAGCGCGGUUUGGGAUAUUGACGCCUUCUCUGAGUGGGCCGAGGGCGUGUUUAAUGUCGCACUGCCGAAUGUGGAAGACGAUGGAACGAGUCGUCCUGUUAGUAGAAGUUUAUCGAGAAGUGAUAGUCCGUAG
Messenger RNA from Exophiala spinifera, 2301 nucleotides. RefSeq lists its product as uncharacterized. Gene Ontology annotation, biological process: cytoplasm to vacuole targeting by the Cvt pathway; intra-Golgi vesicle-mediated transport; autophagy. Lineage: Eukaryota; Fungi; Ascomycota; Eurotiomycetes; Chaetothyriales; Herpotrichiellaceae. The transcript is spliced from 2 exons. The record is from RefSeq and is a predicted model, not a curated record. Gene Ontology annotation, cellular component: COG complex; membrane; cis-Golgi network. The coding region runs from base 1 to 2301 and encodes 766 amino acids.